Tachysurus vachellii is the source of this 3271-nucleotide messenger RNA. It is a transcript of the gene olfm1b, whose product is annotated as olfactomedin 1b. Bases 247 to 1692 code for a protein of 481 amino acids. Gene Ontology annotation, biological process: signal transduction. Lineage: Eukaryota; Metazoa; Chordata; Actinopteri; Siluriformes; Bagridae. The record is from RefSeq and is a predicted model, not a curated record. The transcript has 6 exons.
CGGAGCAGGAAGGAACAGGGACGCGCGUGCCAACGGUUCUUCGUUUCAAAAAAUGUGAGAGAUUCACAUGUGCUGUUUUCCCGUCGCGCACCGGCUCCAGUAACGUAAAAAAGCCCACUAUGUCACCGUCCGGUUUGGACACAGAUGAGCAGAAGACCCCAAAGCGCGAGGCUCUCCCAGGUGUUUUGACGGUUCUCCGGUAGCGCGCACACUGGUAUGAAUGAAUGAGAGCUGCGGAGAGUAAAGAUGACGGUGCCACUGCUAAAGAUCGGCGUGGUGCUCAGCACGAUGGCCAUGAUCACCAACUGGAUGUCGCAGACGCUCCCAUCACUUGUGGGCCUCAACGGCACGGCGCUGAGCGCAGCACGGACCCCUUACCCAGACCGGAGCAUAGGAGUUUUGCCCGCUAACCUGGAUGAAACAUGGCAAGUGUACAGCUCAGCUCAGGACACUGAGGGAAGAUGUGUGUGUACCAUUGUUGCUCCCCAGCAUACUAUGUGCUCCAGAGAUGCUCGCACCAAGCAACUGAGGCAGCUCCUGGAGAAGGUGCAGAACAUGACCAAGUCCAUUCAGGUGCUGGACCAACGGACACAGAAGGAUUUACAGUAUGUGGUCAGAAUGGAGGACCAGCUCCGAGGUUUGGAAACAAAAUUCCGCCAAGUGGAGGAAACUCACAAACAAAACCUUGCCAAGCAAUACAAGGCCAUGAAAGAGAAAAUGGCAGAAUUGAGGCCACUGAUUCCUGUGUUGGAAGAGUACAAGGCGAACACACAGCUUGUUCUACAGUUCAAGCAGGAAGUUCAGAAUGUGACUGCCAGUCUGGCAUUGCUUCAGCAAGAAAUGGGAUCGUAUGACUAUGAUGAAUUGCAUUUGCACAUCACCAGCUUAGAGGAAAGACUACAUGCAUGUAUGCAGAAACUUGCAUGUGGAAAGUUGACUGGCAUCAGUGACCCUGUAACUAUUAAGACAUCUGGAUCUCGCUUUGGAGCCUGGAUGACUGACCCACUGGCUCCAGAGGGAGAUAUUAAAGUAUGGUAUAUGGAUGGGUACCACAACAACCGCUUCGUGCGGGAGUAUCGUUCAAUGUCAGACUUUAUGACAUCAGACAAUUUCACAUCCCACCGCCUUCCACACCCGUGGUCUGGAACAGGCCAAGUGAUUUACAACGGUUCAAUUUAUUUCAGCAAAUUCCACAGCCAUGUUAUCAUCAAGUUUGACUUCAAGACCUCUACCAUUAGCAAAUCCCAGAGGCUGGACAGUGCUGGGUACAACAAUGUGUACCACUAUGCAUGGGGUGGCCACUCUGACAUUGACCUAAUGGUGGAUGAACAUGGGCUUUGGGCUGUCUAUGCCACAAAUCAAAAUGCAGGCAACAUUGUCAUCAGCAAGCUCAACCCAGUUACCCUACAGGUCAUCAAGUCAUGGACGACCAAUCAUCCAAAGCGCAGUGCAGGUGAAUCCUUUAUGAUUUGUGGCACACUCUAUGUAACCAAUGGGUACUCUGGAGGGACAAAGGUCUACUAUGCCUACCACACCAACACCUCUACCUAUGAGUACAUUGAUGUCCCGUUGCAGAAUAAGUACUCUCACAUCUCCAUGCUGGAUUACAACCCACGGGAUCGUGCACUCUAUGCUUGGAACAAUGGACACCAAGUGCUCUACAAUGUUACCCUCUUUCACCUCAUUCACUGAUAUUUUAAGAUUCAAUCAUAAAAAUUAAAACAUCACUAAGCAUUUAGUAUCCAUUUUUAUCCUGGUCACACACAAGUUGUGGAUGGAUACUGGAUGGAAUGCCUGGUUGUGGCACCAUGCACUCUCACUCUCACACACACAUUCACAACUAAGAACGAUGUAACAAAGCCAAGCCACCUGCCCAGCAUGUUUUUGGGAGGUGGGAGGAAGCAGCAGAACCCAGCGCAGAAAUUAAGUGAACACUCAAAACUCCAUACAGACAAUAACUCUUACAAAAUGGAGGAGAUUUAAAGUGCCACUCGUUUCACCAUCAGGCCUCCUAUAUAUACACGCUCUCACUUCCUCACUCUCUCUAGCUGUCUAUCUUUAUGCAUAAGCAUACACAAGCACAUAACUUUAUCUGUGUAAAAGCAAAAAUAAAUGCUGAAAUACAUUUGCUGAAGACAAAUAAUGUACUCAUCAAAAUUGAGCUAAUAAGGGCACUGACUGUUGGUUAUGUUCUGCUGUUAUUAUCCCUUGAGAUUAUACUUGAACCUACCAUUUCUAAAGCCCUAGUGUAUCAGUGUAUGUAAAGCAAUGUAGCCUUUUGGACCAAAGACAUUAAAUGCAUUAAAUGAAAGAAUAGCACCAUUCAGAGUUGUGCUAACAUUUUGACUGACAUAUCAAGGCUGACAUCCACUCAGCAUUAAUGUUUCUACAUGCAGUAUACUGAUGCCCACUAAAGAGUACGUUCAGGUAGAACUUUCAUGUGGGACCUUUAACACUUGUGUUUGUGACUAACAGUGAAUAUGUUUUGUUUUGCAUGAACAGUUUUUAGCCAUGCAAGCAUUAUGGUUGGAAUGUUUAUAAUUCUAUGAUCUAUAUAUAUAUACACAUGUUUGUGUUUUUUGCUAGAUUUUGGCACCCAGGAUGGUUGUUCUGUUUUUGUGAUUAGUAAGUUGUUACCUUGGUAUGUUGUUACUUUUUGUCUUGACCAAUGCUUAUAGACUUACAUUUAUUUUUAGUAAUUGCUUUAUACUAGUUAUGGUUGCUGUGGAUGUGGAAUCUAACCUGAGAAAAACAGGAUGGGAUAGCUCACUUUAUUUCUAUCUUAAUUUUAUUUGGUUUUCAUAACUUUUAGCAUGCUGCACAUGAAAUGUGUUUUCUCAAUAUUUCUCACUGGUUUAUUUGCUUAUCUAAGGACGAAUUCUGACAAUGCAACAAUUUGGUCUUUAAUAUUAAUCAGAACUUCUCAAAGGACACAUUUAAUGGUUCUUUUGAAGGUGAAUUCUCAAAUUAUUUUUUGAUUCUCUUUGUUUCCGCUUCCCCUUUCAUGGGAGCUCAAACAUGCUGCCUACAUACGGCCUUCUAACUGGCUCACCUAUACCCUUAUUCAUCAAACCUGUGCACAAUUUUGAAAAAUUUCAUCUUUGCCAUAUGUGUUUGAUCAAACUAAUAUCUGGUCAAACGUCAUUCAGUCGUUCAGUUUAAAUGAGCUAAACCAAUGUAAAGUUUUUUGCCAGAUUUACAAUUUUAUUUGAAUCUAGUAAUGUCCUCAAAACAGAAAGCUAGGAGCAUGAAAUGUCAGGUCAGUUAGUAA